Messenger RNA from Cuscuta europaea, 3797 nucleotides. NCBI's taxonomy places the organism in Eukaryota, Viridiplantae, Streptophyta, Magnoliopsida, Solanales, Convolvulaceae. The record is from the annotation of a GenBank genome assembly.
UCCAAAAACCGGCAUGUCGGAUAUACUCCCCUCAAAUUUCUAAAUUCUCAUUUUCACCCCUUUUCUUCUCCGCCUUCCAUCCUGGCUCUCCCAGGUCGAUACUUUUAGAUUCACCUCACCGCUGAGCAGUCGCAUUCAAAUUCUCAACGCUUCAUCUGUGACCCUGGGAUUCGUGUGUGGUUUAGGCGCUACGUUUAGAUCAAAUCUGUUCAUUAUAUCCGCGAUCCGGAUCACCCCCGCAUUAUGCGUAUACAUGUGCGUCUUCUUCUUUUUCAUGAUCUUUAGAUCUUGACGGAGAAGAUGGAAUCGCAACCUUCCUCUUCGUCGGGAAGGUUCGAAGCUCAAGGAAGUUUCAACACUAAAAUAUCUAGGUCGGUUUCGGAUUCCAACAACCAUAGCCAGAGCUUAGCUUCAAUUCUCAAUAAUCCUCAUGCUGGGAAGUCUGAUAGCUGGUGGUGGUCUGCCUCGGCGUCUGUUCCAGUCCCUGAGUUUACCCAGCUGCCGCCUCCACCCAAGCCCGGAUCUGAUAUCGCCCGACCCGAUUUUGGGCACUACUUGUCCUCCAUCUCCGACCAGUAUGCCCGUUUCCAUGACAUCCAACAGCAUAGUAAGUUCGAGUCUAUUGAAGGACAGAAUGGUGAGAAUGCACUUGUUGCCUGCCUACGGGAAGUUCCCGCUCUAUACUUUAAGGAGGAUUUUAGAUUGGAGGAAGGUGCCACGUUCAAGGGUGCUUGCCCCUUCCGGACCACGACUGAGAAUUUGGUUCUGCAAGAUAAGCUCUCUCAGUAUUUGGAUGUAGUGGAACUGCACUUGGUGCGGGAGAUUUCGUUGCGCUCAAGCUCGUUUUUUGAAGCUCAGGGUCAACUGGAGGAUCUGAACGACAAGAUUGUUGGAGGGUGUAUUAGAAUAAGAGAACUCAAGGAGUCCAUAAGGCUGCUGGACGAAAAUUUAGUGGGGUCUGCAAGAAAGGUCCACGAGUUGAGUGAGCAGAGAGGGGACUUGAUUUCUCUCCAGAACAAGUUGAGGCUCAUACUAUAUGUUAAUCAAGCUCUUUCCACUCUUAAGUUGCUUGUUGCAUCUGCCGAUUGUGCUGGAGCUUUAGAUGUAACCGAUGAUUUGCAGCAUUUGUUGGAUGAGGAUGAAUUGGCUGGUCUACACUGCUUCCGUCACCUUCGUGAUCAAUUGGCUGCUUCAAUUGACUCCAUUAACAGCAUUCUUUCAGCAGAAUUUAUGCGUACUUCUAUACAUCAAUCUGGGUAUAUGGAUGCAUCAAUAACAUCAAAGUUUAAAGCUCGAGCAACUAUAGCUAUGAAUGGGGAUGAUAAUGAAGUUAGAUUGGAUGAAGAAGAAAGCUCCAAUUUCCGAGAUCGACUUCUUCCUCUUGUUAUUGGAUUGCUUAGAACUGCAAAACUCCCAGCUGUAUUGAGGAUGUAUCGUGAUACUCUUACAGCUGAUAUGAAAACCGCUAUUAAGGUAGCAGUUGAAGAGUUGCUUCCCGUUCUUGGUGCUCAACCUCUUGAUUCUGAUUUUGUCACAGGAGAGCGAGCAGGAGACACAGAUGGUGGAGGUUCAUCGCUUGCAAGCAGGUUGAGAAGCUUGUCUCCUGAAAAUUUUGUUCAACUUUUGAAAGCGGUUUUCAUGAUAGUUCAGUGAAUGCAGGCCCACUUGGCACGAGCUUCUGAAGUUAAGAAAGCAAUUGAGUGGAUUAUGUGCCAUGUUGAUGGCCAUUAUGCUGCUGACUCAGUUGCUGCUGCAAUUGCUCUUGGGGCAGCUGCUGCAGAAACAGCUCAGGAAACAGAUAAUCAUGCUAAUUCUUUUUUGCCAUAUUCUAUUCCAAGGAACAGUAGUAAUGCUUCAUCAAUCCAAGGAAAAGGCAGUGAGGUGUCAACAGCUUCAAAUCUGUCGAGAAACUUCAGAGCUGAUAUUUUAAGAGAGAAUACAGAAGCUGUAUUCGCUGCGUGUGAUGCUGCUCAUGGGAGGUGGGCAAAGAUCCUUGGAGUCAGGUCUCCCAUUCAUCCAAGACUACGAUUGCAGGAGUUUCUCAACAUAUAUAACAUAACCCAGGAAUUCAUAACUGCAACUGAGAGGAUUGGUGGAAGGUUGGGGUAUAGCAUACGAGGAACACUACAAUCGCAGGCUAAAGGUUUUGUUGAAUUUCAACACGAGUCUCGAAUGGCAAAAAUGAAAGCAAUACUUGAUCAGGAAAACUGGGCUGAGAUUGAUGUGCCUGAUGAGUUUCAGGUCAUAGUCACAUCACUGUUUUGCUUUGAAUCUUUGGCUACAAGUGAGAACACUACAGCCAAUGGUGCUGUUACCCCCGGCAGUGAAGGUUCCCCUACAGAUGCGAAGGUCUCAAAUUCAUCUCAAAAUAUGGAGCAGCAUGGUUCUGUUGCAGUGCCUAUGGAUAAUACAUCAGGAGGUGCAUCAUUAUUAAGAACUGAAAGCAGACAUACAGACCCUGAAAGUAAUGUGGCACAAAGUUCUGAAUCUAACUCAAGGCAACAUGCAAAAGCUUCACCUAGAAUGCUUUUUUUCCAUGGAAUAGGAUAUCACAUGGUUAACUGUGGGUUGAUUCUGGUGAAGAUGAUUUCUGAGUAUAUUGACAUGAAUAAUAGUAUGUCGGGACUUUCUUCAGAAGUUGUUCAUCGUGUUGUUGAGAUCUUGAAAUUUUUCAAUACAAGGACUUGUCAACUUGUUCUUGGUGCUGGAGCUAUGCAGGUCUCAGGUUUAAAGUCUAUCACUUCUAAGCAUCUGGCUUUGGCAAGUCAAGUGAUCAGUUUCACAUACGCUAUCAUACCAGAAGUCAAGAGGGUGCUAUUCCUUAAAGUACCUGAAACACGCAAAGGUCUGUUGAUGUUAGAGAUUGAUCGUGUAGCACAGGACUACAAAGUACAUAGAGAUGAAAUACAUUCAAAGCUUGUACAGAUCAUGAGGGAGAGAUUAUUAAUUCAUCUGCGUGGUUUGCCUCAAAUUGUGGAGAACUGGAGUAGGCAUGAUGACGCAGAUUCACAGCCAAGUCAGUUUGCUCGAUCUAUUACAAAGGAAGUCGGUCUUCUGCAUCGUGUGUUAUCUCGAAGCCUGCAUGAAGUAGAUGUCCAAACUAUUUUCAGGCAAGUGGUGAAAAUAUUCCAUACUCAAAUCUCAGAAGCUUUGUCACGUGUUGACAUUAGUAAUUCUCAAGUGCAGAACCGAGUGUAUCGUGAUGUUCAACAUAUUCUCGGGUGUAUCAGAGCAUUGCCUUCUGAUGAAUUGAAUAAAUCCAAUCCGCAUAAUUGGGGGCAGCUUGAUGAAUUUGUGGCGCAAAAUUUCAGUGCAGAAGCCAAAUCAUAGAUUUCUUGUAGAAUAGCCUUUUGAUCGAUCAGAUGCAGACUUCAAUGGUGUUUUGGGAGCAAUUAAGGAAUGGCCGAAGCCUAUGCGUCCAAGUUACACUAAUGACGGGGUAAACUUGUGUCUUGUCCUCUACUUCGAUUUUUACUUGUAAAUUUUUGUCAUUAGCCUCCCUGGCAGUCUAUCCAGUGUUUGUAUGGAAAGGGUUGAACUGAAAAGUUUAUAGGACGAACAACAAUUUAGACAAAGAUGAGAAGAUGUAGGGAAGUAGUGUUCCUAGUCAUUUUCUGGAUAGGAAAGAGCUACUGGGAAAAAAAUAAUCCUGAGUUACAUUGUCAUUCUUGAUUAGGGGUGGAAUGAAGUAUGCCCUUUUGUCGAGUGUACUUUGCUUACAGUUGUUUAUUUGCAUAAAACAAAACCAGUUGCAGUUUCUCAUGCAUUACAGUGAAUUUCACUAUUGGUACCUUGAC